AUGAUGGCGACCGACAAGCAAACUACACUCACGGCCAGCUGCCUCUGCGCCGCCAACAGCUUCACGGCCAAGACAGCAGCCGAUUCCCUUCCCCUCAGCGCCGGCUGCUGCCACUGCGACUCGUGCCGCCGGCUGACGGGCAACCUCUACAGCGUCUGCGCGCCUUGGCCCGUCGAGCCCGACCUUUCCGGACUGCGCCAGUACAGCAUGUCGCCUCGCAUCUCCACGUUUUCGUGCGACAAGUGCGGCAGUACUCUGUUCUGCCAGGUCGCGGGCCUGGAGUGGAUCUACGUCAUCCUCGGCAUGGUGGAUGCCGACAACCGUGCCGCCGCGGUGGUGGCCAAGUACGGCAGCCACAUGUGGGUCGGCGACACGCUGGACGGCGGGGCGUCCGGGUGGAUAGAGAGGAACGCCGUGGGUGGAGAGGAGAUCAGGCGCUGGCGCGAGCACCGGGGAGAGGAGCUGACGAGAGGCUGGGGCCAGGACUUUGCAGCCGCGCAGAAGAGAGACGCGGCGGUGCCGGAAAAGACGCUGAUCGGGUGUCACUGCGGCGGGGUGGCGCUUGUGCUGAGGAGCGCUGCGGCCCGCAGAGACGAGCGCGGGCCGCUGCCCGAAUGCGUCCAUCCCGAGUCGCUUCGAUACCGGGCCAACAUCUGCGCGUGCGAUUCGUGCAGGCGGGCUUCGGGCGCUGAAGUCACCCCAUGGGCGACGGUUCCCUUGUCACACAUCGAGGCCGUCGGCGCGGCGGGUUUCCCGGCGUCGAUUCAUGCUCUCAAGGAUGCGGUCGACAAGGGCCAGUUCGGAAGCCUGACGUAUUUCGAGAGCUCGGAGAAUGUAGAGCGGUACAGAUGCGGCGUCUGCUCCGCCGGGGUGUUCUGGGCGGUGCACGACCAGGUUGACACCGUCUGCGUUGCCGUGGGGGUGCUGCAGGGGGAGGGUGGUGCUAGGAAAGAGGGGUUGCUGGAAUGGGAGUUUACAAGGGGUGUUUUGUUCAAGGAAGACGUCAAGGGCACGUGGAGGGAGGGUUUUGUGGCUGCGCUCGAGCAGAGUGAAGAAUGGCAGAAGGGGGUUGCUCAAGAGAAAAAAGCUAAUUUUGGAUAG
Pyricularia pennisetigena is the source of this 1101-nucleotide messenger RNA. RefSeq lists its product as uncharacterized. The record is from RefSeq and is a predicted model, not a curated record. Lineage: Eukaryota; Fungi; Ascomycota; Sordariomycetes; Magnaporthales; Pyriculariaceae. Gene Ontology annotation, molecular function: carbon-sulfur lyase activity. The transcript has a single exon. Bases 1 to 1101 code for a protein of 366 amino acids.